Amoebophrya sp. A120 is the source of this 14359-nucleotide messenger RNA. Lineage: Eukaryota; Dinophyceae; Syndiniales; Amoebophryaceae. The record is from the annotation of a GenBank genome assembly.
CAGGGGGCUUAUCUGUGGGCUCAGAUUCUCACAAGUUGCGCCAGUGCGGAGGGGAAAGGAGUGAGUUCGAAUUUUUGAGAAGAUAAGAUGUCCUCGGUCGCCGGUCCGGGUGAGAGCAGCAACUAUUUCCCGAAUUCACAUGAAGGGCGUUUGUUGCAAGGCGUCUGUCUUGGUGUCGUGCGGGAUAAUGUCAAUGGACAGCGAAAUGUACCUGCGGGUCCUCACUGGCGGGAGAAACUGAGUAAAAAUAGCAACGAACAGGCUCGCGACCACAUCGACCAACCGUCUCACUGUAUUCUGUCCCGUGAUCGCGCGCUUUCGCCGCACGGCUCAACUCGAGAGAAAGCCACUUUGUCCGCGAUGAGUUCCUUGUCACCAGCGCCAAGAGGCGCUCGGGUGCCACUACUCCACGAUACUGCGUCCUUUCCUUCUUCAUCUGGAUGUGUCCCAUCUCCCGAGGACGUCCCGAAGCCGCGCCUCGCAGAUGGCUGCUCCAAUACGAGCUCGCAGCUGCGGGCGCUCGCAAGCGUUGUGGAUAGCUGUGUGCUCGGGGGCCGCGAACAGGUUACCCGACCGCUGCUCGAGAGAGCCAUACCUUUUAGCACGAAUCUUGCCGUGAAGAAUCAAGUGAACAUCGCGGGUCGCGUCAGUCUUCUGCACUCUCGAUUGCCACUUCGGACUGCGACGGACGCGGCUGCUGGCCUCCAUAGCGCUGAAAAGAGCUUCGCCACGAAACAACUACCAGAACUCUCCAUAGCAGGUGCUUUAGACGAGGGACAGGGAGCCCCAAAUCUUCACAUUCAUCGCGAGGACGAGGAAAGCUUAACCACCGAUAGCGCGUCAGGCUUUGAAAUUUUUAUUCGAACAGAUUACAAGAAAAGCAGAAGCACCGCCGGCGCUGGGACCUCCACUGCGGCUGUCGGCGUCAGCAGUCCUACAGUACUCUCUUCGUGGAAAACGUCGCCAAGAUUCGCGCUGCGACAGGCCUCGUCGGUGCGUGCGUCAACAAGGACCAGCGAGAGGGGGCCGGACCCAGGCGAGGGAAAUCUGCCUCCGAGAGCAUCAUCAGGGGACCUCUGCAGUCGGCUCGGAUCGGAGCGAAGCCCCGCACUGGAGAAGGAGGAACUCUGGCAGCGCAUCCCGAUGGCGUACGCUACUCGCGCUCAGCACCAAGGAGGUUCAUUCGCGGAGCCGCGUCAUUGCACCGCACUACCGCGGGUGUCGUCGUCGUCCCAUCCAAAUGCAGUAUACGCAAGUCCUAAAGUAUUGGAUCGCACCGCCGCUGUAGCCUUCGCCGGCGGACCCGCAUCGGUUCAUUUUGCUCCUGUGCCUAGCCCAAAAAGUACAAGUAGCGACAAGCUGCUUCUUGAACGCCUCGCCCCCAGUGUUCAUAGUUCCAGCUCAGUUCGUCCGGAGGCUGCGCCAAGGGGAUCUUCGCUCGGCGCGACCUCGAUUGCUCAGCGACUACAAACAACUCAAGCCGACCCGUCUCAUAGCGCUCACGAAAGGCGGGCAGUGCGGAUGCAGCUGCAAAAAGCGAACGAACCGCUUGCACAAAUAGACAACUUCGUCUCGCUCUACGAGGUCGUGUCCGAAAAUGCCGAGUUGCGCAAAGAGCUCCAGGAUAUCAAACGGUUCUUGGCCGACUACGGCCUCACCUGGGUUGGAGGCUCUCCAGAGGACGGCGUCGAUAGAUGCGUGUUGGAAGAGGAGGCUCACCAUCGCGUCGGUAAGAGCAUAAGAGCCAAGGUCAUGGCCGCGCCACCGCUUCCCGCGGAGCAGAGAUCUCGACUACAGGAGGCCUCGAACACGUCCCCGACAAUAGCAACGGUCCCUGAAACUGAAAGAUCGCAAGAAGCAGAGGGCAAGGCGCUAAAGGUCUCUCCUUCGGUCAACGCCAUGCCGGGUCGGCCACCUGAGCGAGGAAGAGAAGCGCCGGCGGUUAGCUCUAGUCCCUCUCGUAGACAAGACGAAACAGACGCACGGACAGUGGCGCCGACCGUAGAUAUCGGGCUGAUCCAGCGCAAAGUCACGGAGUUGAGCGGUCUCGUGGAGAGGGAGGCCAAAAUUGUUCAGGUAGGACCGCAGGGCGGCACCAGGCUACACCAGUUCGAGUCCGAAAGGCUGGCGCAGCUCAUUUUUUUUCAAGACGGGCUGCGGCUAGAGGGUCACCCUUUUUACAAGUAUGAGCGUAUCACACAGAAUGGCACAUCCAUACCAGCUUUACAAUAUUCCACAUCAUUGCUUGCAAAGCAUAACUACUAUCCGCGUACGCCAGGCCUGUGAAGAUGUGUAGAAAAGUUCAACUAUUCCGCUAGAUCACAAACUACAAAGUAAGAAGCAAAAUGCUGAGGAAUAAAGCGACGAGGCAGGCUCUCCAGAAAAUGAAAACGACAAGGAAAUGAGGUCUCGCCCGACGGGGCAAGCCUGCCGCGCCGUGAUCCGCCGGAACUGCCAGGCCCGGCCGCACCGCUACGCCCGAUAACUUCAGCCGGGCGGCGUGUUUGGAAGGUCCGUCUGGCUUGCCGAAGUUUCUUCAUAUGCCCCAGCGCGUGCCCUUCCGGCCUGAGUUCCAGAGGCGGCGAGCCGGACCGUGUCGCCAGGUAGGAUUUGUUUUGGUGCAUGCCAGGCCAGGUAGGAUUUCGGUGCCGGAGAACCAGCCGGAGCCACCCGGCGGGCCAGGCCGGGUACUCAGCGCGCCGGCCCUUUCGGUACCAGCUCGCUCAAUUUCCGACUGGGGGAGGUGGGGAGGUGAUGCGUGAGAUGCUAAGUAGUGACCCAGAUCGGGCGGUGGUUCAAAGGGAUAGGGGAGUGAUUCAGAGGAGGGGGCAAGUGGUUCACAUUCCUACCGGACGGCGGGUUUGAUUUGAUUUGAUUUGCACGCCUGUUGCAUAUGUGCAAUCAGAAGUAGCCUUCCGGCGGUGGCUGCGUGCGGCAUGCGGCAGGCUGCUGCGUGCCGCCUGUCUGCCGUGCGUUUGUUGCACGUAAGCCACGCAGAAGCCCUGUCGCGGCUCUUGGCUGCAGGCGUCAAGCAGCCUGCGCGCCUGGCUAGAGUGGUGCCAGGCAGCGCGUGAGUGUGCUGCAUUACUCCGCUAUGCGGCUCGUUCACCCCGUGCGCUUCUUUCAGUCCCCCGGCCCAGUAUGCAGACUCUUCAAACAUGUGCUCCCACGGAGAAACGCGCAGGGCUGUCUGGCUUGCUGGUUGCCUUUGUCGCGCGGCUGGAUGGAGUGUGGGUGAGAUUCGUGCGCUGGCAGAUUGACAUCAGUAGAGGCGUCGCGCCAUUUCGUUUGCCUUCGUUUCCGUUUUUCCCGCUAUUGCCCGCUCCCUUCGUGCCGCCCUUCUUCUUGGCGUUGCCCCUGACUGGCGCCACCUUCGCCAACAUUGGCUGUACAUUUUCCCUCGGCUUGCCCAUUUGCACCGGCUUCAGCUUGAGGCCGCGGCUGAAGUGCUUGGCUUCGGUGGGGGUUGGCGGCGACGGCAUGGGGGGUGUUUGCCGAGAUAAAACACGACCUGGAUCCAAUUUCCGUUCUUCCAGUUGACGCACCCGACAAGCCCCGGGGCGUGCGCAAUCAGCCGCCGCAGUACCAUGGCGGCGCCCGCCCCUCCAAAAAUCGCGGCGCGGCCUGUUUCUCCUGCUGGCCCCGCAGCCCGAACGAGCGGGGCGGAGCAGGGUAGCGGUUUUCUUGUCAUUGCGCGCGCCGCCGCCGCCACGGUAUUUCUACUCGGUCGCGCGCGCAAGCUCACCCAAAUCCCCCGCGGCCAGAAAUGUCAAAAAGUAGGGGGCAGUGGGCCUGCCACGCAUCCAUGCCGGCCGAGUGCUCGGCGCAGGGCGGCAGGUUGUGCGCCAAUUCUAUAACGGGCGCCAGCGUCUGCAUUAGCUAAAAAUGGCGACGAGAUACGACCUGCAGGCCCUUCAGCGACUUCAAUGCCUUAGCGUCGCAGCCCAGUACUCUGAUCCAAAUGACUCAGAUCCAGAGCCUUAGCGCUAGACCUAUGGCCAUGAUGAUGCUGAAGAGAGUGGAGCCGAUGAGCUUGGUCCCUUUCCUUUGCCCCUUCCAGGUUCGGCAGAGCGAGGGAGCUCAAGCCCUGCCGUUUGUGUUUGUGUUUGGGAUUUUGCUAGCUGUGCAAAGCUGCAGCAUUUUGAACCUUUGGCGGUGUGGUGUUCCCCAACAAAAGCGCGCGCAAAAACGCGCGCGCUGGUCGUAGUGUAUGAGCCGGGUGAGCGCCCCGGGCCGUUAACUCCCAGCGCGCAACAGUAGUGCGCAACUUCAAACGUGCAACACGAUGCGCGACAGUCGGCCAUGAGAUGGGGCCGCGAUCAAAAAGCAAGGUAGGGCGUUUGUGUUCUGUGUGAUAAAGAACUCGACGGCGCAGCGGGUCUUGCGUGACGUGCUGGACUAUCAGAGAGAUAACGCAAGGCACCCCCGACCGAUAUUGCGGAACUCAAAGCGGGGCUUGUGCCGCGUGAUCCGAUGCGACAAACAGGCCCGGCGGCUUCUUUGGCACCCGGGCACAAAACGGCCGGCAAUGUUUAAGCGGUCCGUGGUGCUGUCAUCCCUGAGAGGUAAAACCUGUCAUGUCUAGGCGGCGUGGGUGCUGAACUGUUGCCAGCAAAGCAACCUGUCUCCAUUUCUUUCAUUGGGUUUUAGCGCGCGGCUAAUUUGGAGCGCCCAAAAACGGGCGCCAAAACGGGGCCAGCAGGAAGGAAGCAGCUAGCUCGCGCGGAGCGGGCAUCUAUCAUCUUGGCCCACAUUCGAAUGGAGGGCGCACCACAAAAGCCGGCCGACUCCAAAGUGGGGAGGGAGCAGGCGACGCGCUGGGCUUCUUGGCCUUGGGUAGCAAGAAAAGGAGAGGAGUUCGCCAGAAAUCGAAGCCAGCUGCCGGGUUUUUGCGUUGUGCGCGAAAGCCUGGGGGCGCACAGGCUGGCAGGAGCCGUCUUUGCCGUUCUCGGCCCCCGUGCAAGCAGCAGGCCACCGGGGCAAAGCCAGCCCGGGCCCGGGACGGCGCGGUUGCCCGCGCGCGCCUCCUCCUCUUGUUCCCGACUGCGCUUCAAGCGAUUGGCAGCAGCCAGCCCGCGCGUGCCAUGGCAUGAAAGAAGGGUAGCCCCGCGCGCCCGCACAAGUACGGGCAAGCGCCGCGCCGCCGGGCCCCGAGGGUGCCCGCGCCCCCUCUUUUCCGCGCCCCCUCUCCUGUGUCACUCAAGGCAGCGCUGGCCCCCCGCGUCCCCACCGUUCACGCCGAUGGGCAUUUGGGUAGCCAGAAAAAUAUCUCCUGGGAGCGGCCCCACCCAGGCCCCGCCACUGGUAUAGCACGUCUCUGUGUCACUCAGAUGCCCAGGGCGCCGCGACAACAAAAGGAAAGCACCAGGGCGCAGCGCGGCCCCCUUGGGCGGUGUUGUGGUUGUGAUUCCGGGCGCACAACCUGGGGCCCGCCUGAAUAUUAGCAGUGGGGGAGCAAGUUUCUUGCCCGGGCCGUGCCAUUUUGCCCCAUGCGCGCGAAGGUGGCUGCCGGGAAACUCAAAGCAGGAAUCCUGGGCGCCGACGUAAAAGCGGCCGCCGUAGAUUUGGAAGCCGGCGGGCCUAAGCCUAGACCCCGAAACCUUGGAGCCGAGGCGGAGGCCGGAGAAUGAAGGUUGGAGCGAGGCCCCAAAGCCGAAAACCUUUGCCGGGGGCCGAAGGCCUGCGCGAAUGCCGGAAGCCCGAAACCUGAACGCGGCGCGUAAAAACCUGAACGCCGGAGACCUGGAGGCCGCAAGAAGAAGCCUGGGGGGCCGAAAAGCGCUGGGCGCCGAAAAUCUGAAGGCCGGCCGAAGGCAUGAGGGGCGACAACCUGAACACCGGGCCGAAAACCGGGGCGCCGGUCGAAAGCCAGCGUGCAGCGGUCCGGAAAGCAAAAAGCCAGAAAGCCGGAAGCCGGGGCACCGAAGCCCGGAAGCCGGGGGCGCGGCGAAAUCUGGAAAACCGAAAGCCACCAGGCCGGAAGCCUGAAAGCAAAAAACCGGACCGCCGGAAGCCGGAGGAAGGUAGGCCGAGGGGUGCCGGCUAGAGGUAGACGCGCCGCCGCGGGCCCAGCAGUGUUCAGCGCUGGCCAGUGCCGCGGGCGCCCGCGGCAGCACUUCCGUAGCGUGCCGCCUGCCUCCGUCCUUUCUUACUUAGCAACAGCUGCCGCGGGCGCAGGGCGGAAAACUAGAAGCCCCGCGCGCUUCGCCGUUGAUUGGCGAAGGGGCCCGCGUGUUGUUUUUCAUGCCAUGGCCACCCGGCGCGGGCGCCCGCCUCAGUGGCCCCGGUGGCUUGCCGCUUUCGAGGUGAGGGCGCCCGCGAAAGAUUUGGGCGGCCCCGGUUCAUCCACGCUCGGGGCCGCCCGCCAUCCUUUUCGUUUGCGGCAUCCAUUGCUGCCAAUUUGCAGCGCGCCCGCGUGUCUUAUCUCUGUGCGCUUCGUUUGGCUUUGCCUCUGUACCGUGGCCAGGUAGGCUCGACGAGUCUUCUUGUGGAGGCCCGGGAAUCGGCGAUGCAUAGGGAGCAUAGCGAAGCGCGGGCGCACCGCACUGGAUCAAGGGGCGAGCAGCUUCGACACGCUGCCCGACCGCCAGGGCGUAGCUAUCGCGGCCCUGCGUUAGUGCGAGUGAGCAGGAGCACCUCCGUGAGGCGAGCCAUUUCUUUAGAGGUUGCGCCCACAUUCGCCCGGGACCCCUAUAUGCGGCGGGGGUGGCUCUUCCUUUUCCACCCGAUAUGGACGGAUAUUUUCCCUAUCUGUUGAAGUCCGACUAUCCCAAUGGGGUGUGUCUCCAGGUGGUCGACCGGCUGAACGAAGACUAUCACAGCCACGAGAUUCGGCUUGCCUCUCGGGCAGUGCAGGAAAAGUUUCUGGACCUCCUUCCGAAGCAGGUAAGACGAACUCGACUGCUCCAGUACGCUGCCCAUCUAUAGACUUUAUUGGCUCUGUCUGCUUGUUGCUUUACACUUUAAGUUUAGUUUUUGCGUUUUCGUUUUUCUUUGACUGCAGUCUCUGGCCCGCCUUGGCAGCUAAUGCAGUGCCGAAGGAGCUUGCUCUAAGUAUGUAAGCUGCUGUCUUUCGCGUUUGUGUUGCUUCGCUCAAGCGCCAGCGCAUUAUUCUAAACGCGCGCCGCCUCUAACGCGCGGGGGGAGGCAAAGUCUGUGCGUGGUUUAUCAAUAUGCGCCUUCUUUUUCGCUGCGCUGGUGGAGCUACUUUUAGGAUAUAGGAGCGCUGCACUAUGCUGACUCGCCUCCGGUGUUUAUUCGUCGAUUGCUUCGGUCUCGUUGCUGUCUUGUCGCAUUUUGAUUGUUGGCCGCACAGGUUUUCUGUCUUUUUUACAAAGCGCCAACUUAUUUCGCGCAACUCUGCUCAGGUACACGCCAUGCGUUUAUGCGCGCUCUCUCUGAUCAGUGGCGGUUCCUGCGCUUUUCCUCCGAUCCUUCUUCCCUUCCGCUCCUACUCCAUCCUGUUUCCGUCCCGGCUCCGCCACCAGCGUCGGAAGGGUUUAGAGGGUUUUUAGGAUUUAGGGUUCCUAUUUUGAUUUUACAAGGCGCCAACUUAUGUCACGCAAGGAAAGGGCAAAGAAACGAGUUGCCAAGGGGGGAAGAAGAGGAAUGGAGGGGGACCAAGGGCGUAGAGAGUAAUCAUGGGAGAGGAUGGCGCACUCUUCCAUGCGUUUUUGGCGCGAUCUUUUUCGAAAAGUAUUGGAGUUGCUAUGCGUGUUAGCUGGGCAAAACUAUCGCAAAUUGUAGGCAAUAGACUCGAGAUCUAGAAGCUCCCCGAGAUAAGACCUCCUAACUGCUCGCCCUUGAGAUGUCCCAUUACGAACCCAGGCACAGACAGUCGCAGUCCCACUCCCAGAUCCGCGAAGCCCGAUCGCAUAUGCAAAUUUAGACCCAGUUCGAAACUUUUAGCGGGCGCGUAAAGUUCUUCAGCCCCAACGACAAAAAAGAGAAAACGGAGCACAGUUGCCUCAUGACAAAAAGUAAAAAUCUGGGCCAAAAAUCAAAUGGCUUGAGUUUCUUUUUGGAGCGCGGGCCCAUAAUUUUUUGGGUUCGAAAGCGAGCGCGUCUGUAGAAAAAAGCCGGUGGCCUUACUAGUGGGACAAGUUUGCCAAAAAGGGCGCGGAGGAGGUUCAGCGUGCCGAUUCGGAAAACAAAAAAAAAGUCAAAGGGCGACGCGCAGUCGGGAACGCGGUGGGAGGGCGCCCGGGUCUCCGCGCGUUGCAGCAGCCGCGGCCGGCGCCCUCGGGCGGGCGCCGCGCUCGGGGCCCGCUGGGCUGCAGGGAGCUGCCGCGGCCGGCCGCUUGUUUUUUGAAAACAAACAGCUGCCGGGGUUCUGCGCCUCGGGGAGUUUGGUCGCACCCAGUGCCCCCGCUUGGUAUUUGUGAGAGGCAGCCGCCGCCGUCCCCCCGGGGCCUGGCUUUCGGCCGCCCUCAGCCAUUUGGGCCACUUGCCUUGUUCUUUUCGGCUUUGCAGUCUUGGCCCUCCGUUGCCUGACUGACGAGGAGCUUCUGACUCUUGAUAUUUAUCGUCUGGUGUAGUUGGCGUGCGUCUAUAUGCGCACGCGCGUGCGCGAUUUUCAUUUUUUCUCUCCCGGCAAGUGCUGCAAAAGCGAGUUGAGCAAUUACAAAGACGGAAAGCAAGAGCACACUUUAUUGCGUUCGUGUUCGGUCGUCAGAUUGAUCCAGAGGCAGAGGGGCAAUAAUCAACAUCAGCACAUCUCGUUCUCUCUCAGGUUAUUCUGGCGAACGGGCAGAUUGUUCCGAUCCGGCAAGAGAUGGAAGAGCGGCUCCUUUCUAAGAAUGAGCGCGACGCCGUACGUCUGCCAGCCGCAAAUCCCGCCGAGCUGCGGAGUAACAGUGCGCAGACGGCCCGGAGAUUGGUGACGCGGACAAUGGUCGAGGAGCAAACUCCUGGUUGCAAAACUACUGGAGCUACGCUUCCCGUCAGAGCCAGUCCGUUGAAAGCCGUGGAGCACACUUGCAGUGCGAGGGCGAGGCGAGACGACUGCAUGACGCAAGCCGGCCCAUCCGGCGGCGAGGCGGAACUUGGAGCCUCGUUUUGCAGUAUUUUAGUGAAGCACCGUAACGGAGCUUGUCGCGUGUCUCUGCCGAAGCAAGCGACCGUGGCUGAGCUCUACCAGGCGGCGAAAGCGAAGCUUCACUUGUCGCACGAGGACCCUUCCUCGGUACUGAAGUGUGCCUUCCCUCCACCGACACGUUUGUUUGCCGACACCAAAGCCACUUUAGAUAAGGGAGUGUUUGGAGGAAAAUCGACGACGAAGUAGGAACUAUAUGCAUAAUUCAAUAGAAGGACUAUACGGGAAAAAAUCACUACAACCUUCAGAAGAAAAUUCUUCAGAAGAACCUUCAGAAGGAUCGAAAAACCUUCUGAAGGUGCAGAAGUGGGCACUUUGAAAAAGACACAAAACUGAAACGGAUACAGGUCCUGUUUCGGAAAUUUUUUUUUUUUUUCAAACCUUUAGAAAAUUUUGUCGAGUUUGGACCUUCAGUAGGUGUUCAAUAACCUUCAGAAGCUCUUUGAUCGAUGUGCAAAACUUUAGCCACAGUCUUCUUUUGUGUGUUCUAGAGCUUUACCGUAGCCACAGUUUUCUUUAUGAGUUUGGCGUCCCCUCUUCGUGAACAGCCUGCAAAGAGCCGAACUGUGGCCAAAGACGCAGAACCUGCUCGCGUUGGCCCUACUCUUAGACGUGAGCGACUGACUGACUGCAAAGCUUCGGAAGGUUUUUAUGCGCCUCGUUUUUGACCUUCCUGAAGAUUUUUUCUUUUGCCCUUCUGAGGUUCAAAGUCCCAAAACCUUCUGAAGGCGGAAUAAAAGAAAACUGUGCGUACUUUUCACAAAAAAACAUGCAAAAGGGCUCGCGUUAUUUUUGAACCUUCUGGGCAUCAAAAUACUCCGCGCUCUGUCGCAAAGGAAUCUGCUGACUGACAUGGGAGGCGUGCUGAAGUGGGCAGCUUUCCCGCUGCGAAUCUUGGGCACUGGCCUCGCGGGGUUGAACGAGGCGGAACCAUGAGGCACGGCGAACGCGCCAAACGGCGGACGCGGCGCUAGUGACAGCAUUAGCAGAAGGCGCAAUGACCCGACUACCCGACUCCUGUGAUCUUCGGCUAGCGGGAAUCAUCCCGGACCGCUCGGAGCGCUUUAGCCCGGGCGCAAAAGCAAGGACGAGCUGACGACCUCAGUACUUUCUACGGACGAGGUUGGGGCCGCUCGGAUCUAUGUAUGGGCGAUUUCCACCCAACGGCACAAAAAUGGUUGCAGUGCUGCAACCAAAGAUCAAGGCGGCGCACUUGGAAGUAGAAGAAAGAUAGAGAACAAGAGCAGCAGGUCCUGGCAUAUUGCAGCAGUGCACGCGCUGCGGUGGAGGCCGUGAUGGCAUGGCACUCAGGCCAAGCGAUAUGCUUCAGACAGGUUGGAGGACUAUAAGAAACUGCACCAAAAGCCGCGGGGUCCGCUGCGUAGGGGUGCGGGCGUGGUGCUAAGCCUGACAGAAGCGAUCGAGACCAUGGAGGUGCUUGGGCACGUAGUGCAAAAGAAUUGCCUCUACGGUGACAGCGCGGAGUCUUGGCGGAAGGUAGCAAGCGACGCCCCGGCGUUAGAAACAGGGUUGCGGUACGGCAGCGCAGAAAAUCACGACUCGCGUGGUGCUUGGCCAGUGUACGACUUCGGGGAUAGUUAAUCUCUAUGACUUCCCACCGGUGAAGGAAUGGCCGGAAAUGACACGCGGAGAACGGUCGAGAUGGCUGCUAGAAAAACUAGGCCUGGACGAAGCUGAGCAGCAGGGGGCUACUGGUGAAGCAGGUGCGCGGGCAACGCAAGACAGGCCCGCGAGCCAAGAAAGCCAACAGCAACAGGGGCAAGGCUUUCGCGGGACCGAUGAGGGGCGCGACGCCGUAGACGAGGGGGCCCUUGCUGCAGUAGUGGCAAACGCAUUGACGGGAAAGGCAGGAAAAGGCGUCCCCCCCCCGGAACCGGGAAAAGAGAAAAAGGGAGAAAAGGCAGCAGAGCACAGCAGCGGCGCGACUUCCAAGGGGGGCAACGCAGCGCAGCUGCGAGGCCGGGGCGAGGACGACAGCAACCUGGCAAAGAGGCCGAGGCGCGCGGCGUAAAACAGAGCGAGGCAGGCGACAGGAGGUGAGGCAGGAAGAGCCCAAGGCGUGGCAGGGGCAGCCGCCAAGUCUCUCGCCGGGUUGCGGACUCCAACCAUAGCAAACAUGGACAGUUCGACGGCGACCUGCGACAGUAAGAACGAAAAGAAAAAGAAGGACUUCAGCAGAGACCCAGAAGCUUGCCGGACAAGGAAAAAGCCCGCCGACAGCCGUGAAAGGCAGUCGGCCACUAGCCAGCCGGCGCAGGUCCAGUGGCCGACCAGAGUGCUUUGCUCUAGGUAGGCUGUUCGUAAAACGAGCGAAAGAGCCGGUCUCUAGAGCGGAAAAAAAAAGCAGCCUGUCGAUUUAUGGCGGCGCCGCGAUGUGCGGCAAACGUCUUGGGGCCGGCCAACGUGUCUGAAGACUUUGCUUGCUUGCCUUGACCUCUCAGGUCCGCCCGCCUUCCCAUGCGCCAGCGGCCACACGCAACAGCCUGCGCCUAGCAACAGCAGUAGGCACGUCUUCAAACGGCUAGCAACCAGCUAACCGACCAAGAAAGGGCUCGCUGUUGAAAGACAGCAGCUCUGAAGACACAGAAAAAGAAAACACAAAAAAGAACUGAGAGAAAGGCACGACCUUAAGACUGCCUACCUUCGGACUACCUACCUAGAGAGCGCCUGCGCCUUCGUUCGAUCCGAAUUUUUUGCACGCCAUCAAUGGAGCAAGGCCCGCCGCAUCUAGAUGGGCGCUAGUGCGAGAAGGUUUGCAAAAAGUGAGUCGCGCCGUCUCCAGGGGGCGUGCCCUGGUCUCACUAUAAAAAACCUAGUAGGGAAAGGAUCCACUGCGCCGGAUUCAAAAGGUUGGGAUGAGCUUUGCCUUGGUCAGCUCGCCAGGGUGUAGCUCCUGACUGGUGGAACUUCAUUCAACGAGCCGAGGGGUUCGAGUCCACUCAAGCGUGAUUGCUGCGCAAUCAGUACGGGUCGGAGGUCAGAGCGUUUAGUACUGUGAGCCGUAAGUGUGAUCGCGAGGUCGAUCCUUGACCUCCAGGCCAAAGAAUAGGACAAACAAGCGCCGUAUCCUGUGCGUGUGCUGGUAGUUCCGCCCCGUUCUUCGGAAUGUGUGAAACAUGCCGGCCCCCGAAUGAAGCAAGGCCCAACGAUCGAAAGUGAGGGCGUUCCACAACCGAAUAACGAAAAGUCCUGGCCUCGGUCAACGCCGUGACCACUAGGGUAUUAGGGCAGGCUAUUCCUGCCGCGCGCCGGAGGAGGGAGCUGCGCCGAGCCCCGCUCGCACUAAUCAUCAUCAUCAAGGUCAAAAAGCCUUCUGAAGGUUUUCUGAAGGUUGCGCCAGGCCACGACGUAUCAGCACGACCAAAAGCGGCCACGUUUUGGCUGCUUCUGGCAAAUUUAGGACAAGCCAAAAGUAGCGGCCUUUGCAACGAAAAAGCGAACUUUUGGACUCUGGCCGGAUCUAGCUCUGCCCACCAGAUCUGGCUCGUCUGAAAAGCCAGAAGGUGUUCACUUUCUUUGAGGCCGGCCGCUGGCUUUUCUUUUCCGGGUCUGGCCGGCCUUCGAAAAGAGGCUGAAGGUGGAGGGGAUUUUUGUAAGCAGCGAGAUUGUCUUCCUGCAGAUCCGAAAACUUCUCGGGGGGCCCGCUUUCUACCAGUUUUCUCUUGUUCUCAAAACACAAGAAAGCUGAGCACUUUUGCAAGCAAAAGCGCAGAGGGCGCUUCGGCUUUUUCUGGAUCUGGCGCUCCGAAAAGUUGCCAAGGCGGGAGGUUGCGGCUUUGUAAGGCGGGAGGCGUCUCAGCCUUGCGGUUUUGUAAGGCGGGAGGCGUCUCAGCCUUUCUAGCUUUUCCCAUCCGGCUCUGGCUCUUGAAGGAGGUUUUUUGCCGGCUUUUUCCGCAUGUAGCUCCGCCGAGAGGGGCUAAAGGCAGCCGCUUUAGUGGAGUGUGGAGAUUCUUGAAGGCCAAGCAUCGAGCUUGUGCUUGGCGUAGAUCUCCGCGUCCAAUCUAAGAGGUGCUCCGAAAGGUUUGCGCGCUAUUUUUUCCCACGCGGCGCGCGCCGCCUGGGUCGUUUCUUAUGUAUUAGCUUGGAGCUUUUUUCUUGAAUUUUUCCAGUAUUUGUGUUUGAACUCUGACUGUUACUUCUGCUCUACCGCCGCGCCCGUGUGCAAGAGCUUCCUUGCAAUCGCGGCCGGCCUACGAAUAGGCGCGGCCACCAUCACGAUACGCGCGAGAGCGUUCCUGGCCACCGUCAUGCGCUACGCAAAACGCCCACCCCUGUUGGCAUUCUUCCCGGAAGUGCCGCGGUCCGCUCCGCUCUUGUGAAGAAGCCGGAUGGGCUGCACAAUCGGGGCGCGCCUCUCUCUCGGAUUGGAGGGGGAAACUUUUUGAACUUUGGGGCGCCGGCGGGGGCCGCGCGAUCCCUUUCGACCGGCCUAGAAAACAAGGAACGUAUGAGGCCCGGGACCUGUUGCCAAAAGGCGGGGGAAUCUGAGUCAAGCCCAGGCCCGCAAUAAAGCUAGCGCUUGGCGAUGGCGGCCGCACGUUGAAAGCGCGCGCGCCCCGCUUGGCCUCUGGCACCUGCAGGAACCGCCCGCGAACCUACAGGAGCCGUGACUUCUCGCCGGGUCCCCGCCCGGUCUUGUUCAGGUUGGGCGCAGGUAGGGGGGGCGCGCAGCAGACCGCCAACGGGCACAGCGCCGGCGUCGUCAUUAGUGCCGCUGUAGUGUUUGGGCUUGCCGCGGGUCUGGUGUCAGCCCAGCGCUGUGACCGGGUACGCGUCGGGGUGUGCGCCUAGGUAUGGCGGCGCCCUGGCUGCCUCUUACCUAUAGCGAGCCGCAUCGGAGGGGGCCGCUGCCAUCUCUCACCCCGUGACCCCGGUCGUGGGCUGAAGUCGCAACUGCAGAAAGGGAACUGGCCCGCGCUCACAGCAAGCGAGGAUCUUUGCGGCCCAUGCCCGGGCUGUCGUUCUGGAAGGGAUCGCCGAAUAUUGAGCGUGGUCGAGGUCCUUCCAUGUGUCGAAACAGUAAAGCGCGAAUAAGCUGGUGGCCGCCGAGGUCGCUUAGCCCUUCCUUGAGGUGCGUUGCUUCGAAGGUGUGCUGCAAAGAUAGAAGACUGAUGGCUAAAACGAAAACGCUUGGCGCUUUUGUGUAUUACACACCGCCUCCGUUAUGUGAACGAUUUCCCACCUGACGCUUCUAUACUGGAGGUGAUGGGGCUGUUUCCUAAUGGUACGGUCCACCUGGGGUGA